This is a messenger RNA of Protopolystoma xenopodis, 450 nucleotides long. The record is from the annotation of a GenBank genome assembly. Lineage: Eukaryota; Metazoa; Platyhelminthes; Monogenea; Polystomatidea; Polystomatidae.
AUGACACUUGCCCGUUUGUCAGCGCAACAGGGUACCGGUCGGGACGUCGCGUGUGCAAGAGACCGUCUUCGCGGGCGUUGCCCAAUCUCGGUCACUUCAUUUGACACGGUCUCGGUAGUUCGUCUGUGUUGGAGGGGAUAUAACCUACAAUUACUCACCGGAUGGCCGUUGCCUUGCCUCGCCUCGUCUGGGAAACAUACAAUUUGCCUAAUGACGAUGGGAGCAGUGAUUUUGUUUGACCUCGCCACUCGGCUCCGGACAGACGAGGAGGCGGGCUCGAGCAGGUCAAGCAAACGCGGAGAGGAGGACAUCAGCAGCGAAUUCGAUGACGCUGAACUCAAUCGAUUUAGCGCCUUGACCCGGCAGUUGGUGAGCCCAACCGAGAGUCCUAAGGCUCGGCAAGGAGACCACAUACUGUACCCUCUUUCCGUGUUUGGUGGAGGGGAAUAG